Molecule: messenger RNA, 591 nt
Organism: Penicillium angulare
Lineage: Eukaryota; Fungi; Ascomycota; Eurotiomycetes; Eurotiales; Aspergillaceae
Exons: 1
Coding region: 1-591 (196 amino acids)
Source: RefSeq, a predicted model, not a curated record
AUGCAGUACCAAAUACUCACUCUCCUGUUUUCGGCAACAGCACUAGCUGGACCGGUCGCGCAGGUUACUACCAUUACAUACACCGAACCAAACGCUGCCUUGGUUUACGACUCCGAGAUCGACGAUAUCACCGUCAGUUAUCCAAGCUGGUAUGAGUCGAUCAUGGAGACAGCUAUCCCAACUACAUGGGAGAAUGAAUUUCUGGACGAUGCCACCUUUGCGGAGAGUGUUGAUGAAGCGGAGCUUUUAGGUACAAUGCCAGCCUGGUGGUCUAGUCUACCCAGCGACGCGAAGUAUGUGUAUACCAGCGAGGAUGCAGUACUGGCGUCUGAGAUGUCAACGGUUCCUUGGCCUUCUACUAUCACUGGGACUACAGUAGUUGUUUAUACCUUUACUCCGUACCCCGAGCUUGUAUCUGAUAUUGAGGCUGCCUCCUCAUCCAAAGCUAAAUCAACUGCAAAUGGUACAUCUGCUGCUUCAGGCGCUGCUCAGACUUCUACUUCCACUGCGGGCGCUGCUGGGCCGACGGGGGCUAUUGCUAUGAGUAUUGCUGGUGUUGUUGGUGUUUUGGGUCUUGCGAUUGCGUUAUAA